UAAGGGCAUUUGAUGCAUGAUUACAUUAAAAACAAUUUAUAUUUUGAUGAAACAUAUAAAUAUAAAUACAUCGGGAUUUUAUCUGAAUUAGAAUAGAUAUUUGGCAAAUCAUUUUUUAGAUUUACGAAACAUACAUUACACUAUAAAAUAACGUUAUAGUGUUAAUCUUGGUUUUUGAAAGAGCCGACGCGUGUGUAAAAUGUGUUUGGAUUUACAUGUAAACUCGGCUGACAAAACAGGAGUCAAGCGAUGGAUAAAAAUUUUUGUGGUAGUGCUGUUGUUACCAGUGGUCAGCGGAAAUGAUUUGACUUGCCAUGUGGACAAUGGGCUAACGCAAUACGACACAAACAUGUAUGUAUGCUGUUCGGGAUUGCAUCUGAAACAUCAAAAUGGCAGUGAAGUCAAUUGUUGUGCAGGAAAAAUAGUAUAUGACAGUGGCACACACGGGUGUUGUGGUUCAGUACUUUACGAACUGGUUGAGAGCAAAGCACAAAAACUAGUUUGGUACAUGAACAUACGGAUCCAACAUUUAUUUCGAACUAUACGAGUACAAGUCUCUUAG
Messenger RNA from Dreissena polymorpha, 562 nucleotides. RefSeq lists its product as uncharacterized. The coding region runs from base 200 to 562 and encodes 120 amino acids. The transcript has 5 exons. The record is from RefSeq and is a predicted model, not a curated record. NCBI's taxonomy places the organism in Eukaryota, Metazoa, Mollusca, Bivalvia, Myida, Dreissenidae.